AUUCAAUGCGGCACGAAACGACUUAUGCUGUUUGAUGGAUGAGUCGCUGUAAGGUCGAGGUUAAAUCGAUUUAGGACUCUAAAUGAAAAAAUGGCACAAUCAUCACACAGGCCGGAUAUGUUUCGCUGGAAAAGGUUUUCAAAUCCUGGAACCCAAGCAAACACCAAGGUGCGUCUGACUGAUGGGGAUAUAAACACUUGGAUGAAGAAGGUCGAGAUGGCGUCGGAGUUCGCCGUGUCUGAGGUGUUUUCAUCUCAGAAAACUCACAAUGGUAAACCGAGCCACGCUGUAGCCCUGCAAAGCACAGACCAGCUCCAGGACCAUGAUGACGCUUACAGCGAGGCUCAGACUAUUCUUAACGAUUGGAUGAACAAGAAGCUGCGCCUCGAGCUUAAAAUGGAUGAGGAUGAGGAAGAGGAAGAGCGGAAGACUGAAGAGGAACCUGCAAACAUAAACUACAGAAACUUUAAUGAUAUGUAUUCCCAGCUUGCGCCUGUAGAUGAGAGCUUUGAGGUGUGCCACUUCCUCCAAGACUUGAUGGAGACACACGUGAUGGACAGUGAGACGGUACAGGGGCUCCAUCAGGACACGGACAAUGAAAAGAAAAGAGGUCAUGAUCCGACCGUUACCAUGGAGAUCCGACACAAGCAGGUGAAGGAGCGUCGUGUGCAGAGGGAUGCAGCACGGGAGAAGCAGCGCAGGGAGCAGGAGGCUCGGAAGGAGGCGCUGGAGGAGGCUAAGCGGCUAGAGAGCGAGGAGCAGAGGAGGAAGAAACAGGACGCUCAGAGACAGGAGGAGCUUUUGCAGCAGGAAGUGGUGCGUCUGCGCAGAGAGAUGCAGGAGAAGAGGAGCAUGGAGCAACGGGCACGUCAGAGAGAACGAGAGAGGCGAGAGAAACAGAACACCGUCAAGAACCCGAUGACACCAAAACCUGAUGUUGUCACACACAGGCAGCUGUGCCACAGAGAGCAAGAAGUGGAGGCCAAGGUCCAGAUUCUCAACCUGCAGUGUAUGCAGAAGCACUUCUCCUCCUGGUACUCUGUGGUGUUAGAGAAAAGGGUGCGGCUUGGUAAAGCAGCGGCUCUCUGUGAUUGGAGGAGGCAGCUGAGGGCGUGGCGGGCAUGGAGGGCGAUGGUGUGGGUGAGGAGAAGAGAGAGGGAAGCUGAGAGGACUGAGGAGGAACUGAGGCUGGAUAACAGACGAUGUCAGCUAGCAGAGGAGAGCGAUCGAAGGCGGCUCCUGAGGCGCUGCCUGAAUGACUGGAGUUUGUGGUGCCGAACAGAGAGAGAGCGAAGGGAGCUACUCAGCCAACGAGAGGAAACCAGGCGGAAAAUGGCCGCCUUGAUCGAUGCAGCUGCUUCUGGAAAACUAACAAAAAACAACUGCACCGAACCACCAAUCACAGUCCAGCCAGAGACCGUGAACCAAUCAGAAAACACCACUCAGCUGGCCGAGGCACUGGUACAAAGAGCCACCACAGCUCCAGCUCCACCCACUGUGACUGACAGGACAGCAGCCCCGCCCACUCAGGCCUGGCAAGUUACUCGCCACCACGGUGCACUCUCUGUAGCUGAGGCUCAGGAGGGUCGGAGAUUGAGUGGCGCCCCUCGCUGUCGGAGCACAGAGUUGCGCGGCGGACGGUUUGAGCAUCGUCACGUGGCUCAGCAGAGGACCAUUGAAGAGCAAAAGCGCCGCCUUAAAGAACAACAAGAAAUUAUCUCAGAGCUGCAAGAGAGACAGAAUCUUCUGGAACUCAAACAUGAAACGGAAAAAGCUGAACAGCUUGCAAUCCAGCUCAAACUGUCAGCGUCUCCGAGUGUUAUCAAGAUGAGUCACAGAUCAAAAGGAGACUCAGGCGAAAGCGGCACCAGUCGUCUGGCCCCCAAAGAAUAUGCCAGUCGUCUGGCCAACCAUCAUCCUGCAGUACGAGCCAUGGAAGAGCGAGCUCGGCAGCGUGCGGAGCGCAGGAGGGAGGUGGAGGAGAUGAAGAGGAGGCGGGAGGAGGAGAAGCUGGCGCAGAUGAAGGCAGAGGAGGAGGAGAGACUGAGGCAGGAAGAGGAAGAGAAGCGUAUAGCGGCAGAACAGAGGAGGGAGGAGAGGAGACUGAAGAAGGAGAGGGAGAUGGAGAAGCAGAGGAGAACAGAGUUGGCACAAAAGUUGUUCCAGCAGGCAGGAGAGCAUUACAACCGAUCCCUGCUGCUACACAGAGGGAUAACACCAUGGAGGCGGCUGGUGGAGCAGAGCCAUGCCAAUGCACAGAAAGCAGUGGCGCAUCACACACAGGUCCUACAAAGACGCUGCCUUCUGUUUUGGCUCCACACAACAGGCGAGGCCCUGGCGGAGAAAAAGAGAUGUGCGGACCAACUGUACGAGUGCAUUCUGCUCCGUCGAGCCCUAUACAGCUGGAAAAUGUUUAAGAAUCUGCAGUCUCACCUGGAGGAACGAGCCGAGCACUUCUACACGACUCAGACUCAGAGGAAGGUCUUGAAGGCGCUGCUGGAUCACGCAAUCCAACAGAGGCUGGAAGCCUGGGACAGAGAGCAGCAGGCUGACAAGCACAGUGCCAGGCGAGUGGUGAGGAGAUGUUUCGCUGCUUGGCGGCAUCUGCCAGAGACGCUGCAAGAGGAAAGAAAGCGAGAGGAGCGGAGAGAGCGGCUCAGACGCAAAGUGGCUGAGAUCAUUCCGGAUUUCCGAGCUUCACCGCUGGACGCCAUAUUAAGCCUGGGGUCUAACUAGAAGACACCACCAGGCCCUUAUCUCACCCAAUAAUAUGCUGGAAU
Molecule: messenger RNA, 2780 nt
Organism: Hemibagrus wyckioides
Lineage: Eukaryota; Metazoa; Chordata; Actinopteri; Siluriformes; Bagridae
Gene: ccdc191
Product: coiled-coil domain containing 191
Exons: 17
Coding region: 91-2736 (881 amino acids)
Molecular function (GO): phosphatase binding
Source: RefSeq, a predicted model, not a curated record